Pimephales promelas (fathead minnow) is the source of this 2560-nucleotide messenger RNA. It is a transcript of the gene rcan1b, whose product is annotated as regulator of calcineurin 1b. NCBI's taxonomy places the organism in Eukaryota, Metazoa, Chordata, Actinopteri, Cypriniformes, Leuciscidae. Gene Ontology annotation, biological process: calcium-mediated signaling. Gene Ontology annotation, molecular function: calcium-dependent protein serine/threonine phosphatase regulator activity; nucleic acid binding. Gene Ontology annotation, cellular component: nucleus; cytoplasm. The record is from RefSeq and is a predicted model, not a curated record.
UCUUGUCUUUUUAGAGACAAAACAAGUUAUCAUGUUAGAAUGAUAUAGAGAUGUUGUGAUGGAAAGGUGAGAGACGGUAUUUGUUAUACGAUUGCCUACAUGGAAACUGAAGGGAGAGAAUGAGGAUAUUGGACUGAGUGAUGUCAUGAGUUUCCAGUUCCUCAUUAGGAUUAGUCAGCAACAAGGAAUGAGAGACUGACAGGAGGAGCUGAAGGAGAGAGAGAGAGAGAGGCGGUGCUCAACAGUAUCAGCUGGACUAUAAGCAGCAUUAGAUAAACCCGCGAGUAAAGCCCUGACCUCGGAGCACUGCUAGAAACUUCUGCUGGCACGUGUGGCGGAGAGACUCUGAACGUCUUACGGUGGAAAUCCCAACAGAGGCAGGCAGGUGAUCAUCCGUGGCGCUUCUUCGAAUGUAAUCCGCACAUUCUUCUGAAACUGAGUCAUGCAUCUUAAAACUACAAAGUGCAACAACUUGUGCCUGGUGGCCACAGCGGUGGACCACGAGACGUUCAGUCGGCCACUGAUCCGGGAGCAGUUCGAGGCUUUGUUCCGUGCGUUUGAUCCAGACACGUCGUUCCAGUUCUUCAGGAGCUUCAGACGGGUUCGGAUCAACUUCACCAAUGCUUUAGCGGCAGCCGAGGCCCGAGUCAAACUCCACAAGAGUGACUUCAAUGGAAAGGAGAUGCGUCUGUACUUCGCUCAGUCGGUGCACAUCGGCAGCCCUCGCCUCGAGCCUCCGAAACCCGAGAAGCAGUUCCUGAUCUCCCCGCCAGCGUCGCCCCCUGUCGGCUGGGCUCAAUCACAGGACGCCAUGCCCGUCCUCAACUACGACCUGCUGUGUGCUGUGUCUAAACUAGGACCAGGUGAGCAGUACGAGCUUCACACUGGAACCACCAACACACCCAGCGUCAUCGUACACGUGUGUGAGGACGACAGCUCCGCGGACGAGGAGGAAACGGUAGAGACCGGCAAACGCGACCGACCCAAGAUCAUCCAGACCCGUCGCCCAGACUAUGUGCCGUCCGUUAACCAGUGAGCGGCCCGCUUCAUCUCCACGACCAACACAGGAAUAACUAGGAAACAUGCAGUCAUGCAGUUUGUCAUCCUUACCACCGGGGGCGGUGGCGAGCGUCAAAUCCUCUUCCUAGUUAGCGAGGAAGUCGACCAUCCUCAUAAUCUCGCGUUUCAUUUCUUAACAUCCAUCUCUGAUGGAGUCAGGGACCUGGGAGAGGUUCUCUCGUCUUACGAAUGUCAUUAUUUGCUUGACGUCACAACUGUGUAUUUUAACGAACCGAGAGAAAAGCGAGAUGUGUAGCACAAACAAACGUGUGCGAGGUGUGUAUCAUCCGGGGCCACUAACAUGUACUCGUCGCCAUUAUCACGUAUCGUCUCUGCGUUUAGUCAGUUAAGCACUCGUACAGUCUUUGAAAAGUCAUUAUUAUUGUUGCUGAAGUUCUUUGCGAGCUCCUCCAAGUAUUAUGCACUUUAAAAAUAGAGCCUUAUAAUGUGGUAAACCGACAACAACAUGAAGUACGUGUCUUUCUAUACAGAGCGCAACUGUGAACGCAUACUUUUUCCGCCUUGGUAAAGUGAGUAUUUUUUUUUCUCAUUCAUUUUCUCCAUCAAUCUCACGAUCUGAUCUGAAGCCAAAAGGUAUUUGAACGUUGGUUAAAAAAAAAAAUUGUAUUAAUCGGUGCUCUUAAGUUCUGUUACGAGGGAAUGAGCUACUCUACCCAUGAAUCAGUGUGAAUGUACAGAGAAGGAAGAAAAUAUGAGGUUAGGGGAAAGAUGCUUCUGCGUCAUCUCACAAAUGUUGCGUUCAUAACACAAAAUAACACAAAACGAAUAAAUAAAGUCUUCGAACGCAAAAAAUAUACAUCUCAUAUUUUUUCCAUCACAAUGUUCCUUUAGGAACUUCGUAUGAAUGACAUUAAUGCAUCAAAAUGAAUAAAAUAAAUAAAUAAUCCAGUCAUUAUUAAUAAUAAAAAAAAUCUAUUUAUACAUGCUUCCUGUGGUUUAUAGUAUUCAUAUUAUUUUUACUUUAUUCAUACUUGCAGCCAAUUAUUUAAAGUGAAAUAAAAUAUUGACUAUAACUCAAUGAUUUAUAGUCAAUAAAAAUAAAAUAUUGAAUAUAAAUCAUUGGCUGUAUGCAUAAAUAAAUUAAAAAUAAAAUAAAAUAUUGACUAUAAAUCAUUGGCUGCAUGCAUAAAUAAAUUAAAUAAAAUAUUGACAAUAAAUAAUUGGCUGCAUGCAUAAAUAAAUUAAAAAUAAAAUAUUGACUUUAAAUCAUUGGCUGCAUGCAUAAAUAAAUUAAAAUCAAAUAUUGACAAUAAAUAAUUGGCUGCAUGCAUAAAUAAAUUCAAAAUAAAAUAUUGACUAUAAAUCAUUGGCUGCAUGCCUAAAUAAUUUAAAUAAAAUAUUGACAAUAAAUAAUUGGCUGCAUGCAUAAAUAAAUUAAAAAUAAAAUAUUGACUUUAAAUCAUUGGCUGCAUGCAUGAAUAAAAUAAAAUAAAAUAAAAUAUUGACUAUAAAUAAUUGGCUGCAUGCAUAAAUAAAAUAA